Molecule: messenger RNA, 553 nt
Organism: Meloidogyne enterolobii
Lineage: Eukaryota; Metazoa; Nematoda; Chromadorea; Rhabditida; Meloidogynidae
Source: the annotation of a GenBank genome assembly
UGCCAAACUAAAUAAAAAUUUUCUAAAAAUUUUUCUUCAUAAAUUUUUUUAUUCGACAAUGGAGGCUUCUGAUUUAUUAUUUAUCAAUGAAUCGUUUCGUCUAGCACAAGAAGCUUAUGAUCUACAAGAAGUUCCUGUUGGUUGUGUUUUUGUUUUUGAUGGUUUAAUUAUUGGAAGGGGACAUAAUGAAGUGAACAAACAUGCUGAAUUUGUUGCUAUGGAUCAAGCAAAUGAUUGGUGUUGUCAAAAUGGAACAGAUUUUCAAGAGGUUAUGGAACAAACAACCGUUUAUGUUAGUUUAGAGCCUUGUAUCAUGUGUUCAAGUGCCCUUUAUCAAUUAAAAAUUAAAAGACUUUUAUUUGGGGCAAAAAAUCUUCGUUUUGGUGGAAUUUUAAGUGUUGCUAGUAAUAAAGAUUAUGGACAUGAACACGAAAUUGAGUUAGUACCAGAAGUGUGUACAGAAAAAUCAAUUUCUUUAUUGAAAAAAUUUUAUGAUAGAGAAAAUCCUUUUGCUCCUCUUGAUAAAAGAAAAGUUAAAAUGGAAAUUUUGUAG